AACGUCAAUUCGAACCAUCAACACUACAUCAUAAGCUAUGGCAUAGCAUCAGUAAAAAUUAACUGUGAAUUUUGUUAUUACAAAAACUUUGUGUGAAAUUAUUUAAAUAUUACUGCAGAUAUUCCGUAAUGGAUUAUAUAUUUUAGUUUAAAACUAAAUUAAAUCUAUCUUAUGAAGUGUCUUAGACAGAAACAAGACAAUAUGUCAUUAUUACCCUCUCUUUUAGUGAAUUGGAUCUUGUUAUUACCUGUAAUUAAUUAUUGCAAGUUUUAACUUUACCUGUAAUAAUCAUAGCUAUUCAUGUUUCCACGAUUUUUCCGAGAUGACGACAAAGGAGUUAUAUACAAAGGGUGCUAGAAUAUGGAUACCUCACCCAGAAUUGGUUUGGGAAGGUGCAGAAGUGGUAGAGAAUUAUGUGGCAGCUACUCUGAAAGUUAAGACUGAGGAUGGUAAAAUUAAGUCAAUUAAAGUUCCAAAAGAAGAAAAUCUACCUCCAUUAAGAAAUCCAGAUAUUUUAAUUGGAGAAAAUGAUCUCACAUCAUUGUCGUACCUGCAUGAACCUGCAGUAUUGUAUAACCUGCAAGUACGGUUUUGCAACCAAAAUGCCAUCUACACUUAUUGUGGUAUUGUUCUGGUUGCAAUCAACCCUUAUACAGAGCUGCCUAUCUAUGACACCGACACCAUUCACACCUAUCGAGGCAAGGCCAUGGGUGACUUGGAUCCUCACAUCUUUGCUGUUGCUGAAGAGGCGUACACAAAGAUGGAAAGGGAACAGAGAGAUCAGAGUAUCAUCGUGUCUGGAGAGUCUGGAGCAGGCAAGACAGUAUCCGCCAAGUACGCAAUGCGGUAUUUUGCUACUGUGGGCGGCUCCACCACUGAAACACACGUCGAGCGCAAAGUCCUUGCCUCCAGCCCUAUUAUGGAGGCCAUUGGAAAUGCAAAAACGACUCGCAAUGACAACAGCUCUCGCUUCGGAAAGUUUAUAGAAUUACAGUUCAGUAGGACAUACAAUAUUAUCGGGGCCAGCAUGAGAACGUACCUACUGGAGAAGUCACGUGUAGUCUUCCAGGCACCUGAGGAACGUAACUACCACAUUCUCUACCAGUUGUGUGCGGGUAGAGAAGAGUACCCCUACUUGAAGUUAGAUGACGCCACGAUAUACAGGUACUUGAGUCAGGAGGCCGUGAUACCUGGUGUGGAUGAUGCUCAGUGCUUCCAGGAAACAAUAUCUGCUCUAGUCACUCUUGGGUUCUCUGAACGUAAAAUAACAGAUAUAUUCCGAGUGCUUGCAUCAAUCCUACAUCUGGGGAACAUCAAUAUCACAGGUGUCAACGACAUGGACGACAGCUCAAUUCCGGAGGCAGAUAGUCAUUUACUAAUUCUGGCAGAACUGCUAGGAGUGGAUGUACAGGAGUUGCGUAAGUGGUUGUGCCUGCGUCGUAUAGUCAGCAGGAGAGAAGUCUUUGAGAAGCCCAUGACACUAACGGAGGCUAUGGGAGCUCGGGAUGCUUUAGCGAAGUAUAUUUACGCAGAGCUGUUCUCCUGGAUUGUGCAAAUAAUAAAUCGAACCCUGGAGACAUCAUCAGGAGCAAGACAUAAGUUUAUUGGCGUAUUAGAUAUUUAUGGGUUCGAAACCUUUGAAAUAAACAGUUUUGAACAAUUCUGCAUCAAUUAUGCAAACGAGAAACUGCAACAACAGUUCAAUCAGCAUGUAUUCAAGCUGGAACAAGAAGAAUAUCUAAGGGAAGACAUUGAAUGGAAGUUUAUUGAUUUCUACGACAACCAGCCCUGUAUUGACCUGAUUGAAACUAAACUAGGUAUUCUGGACCUUUUGGAUGAAGAAUGCCGGAUGCCCAAGGGUUCUGAUAGUUCUUGGGUGGAAAAGCUGUACUCAACUUGUACCAAGUGGCCUCACUUUUCCAAACCAAGGUUUGGAACUAAUGCUUUUGUGAUCAAACACUUUGCUGACAGAGUGGAAUAUGAAGCACUUGGGUUUUUGGAGAAAAAUAGAGACACAGUAGUCGAAGAGCAGGUGGAAGUGUUGAGGAGUGGCAACAAUAGGUUAGUCCGCAGUCUGUUCCGAGAUGACAACAAGCUGUCCGUGUCCACAAUUCCUGCUGCUCCAGUCCCCAAGACUCGGGUGGUAGUGACAUCGAAGUCUGCUCCCAGUUCCAACACCUCUAGUCUGUCAAAAAACAAGAAAACGGUUGGGUCUCAGUUCCGUAGUUCGCUCAAUGCGCUGAUGUCCACUCUGAAUGCAACCACUCCCCACUACAUCAGGUGCAUCAAGCCAAAUGACAGGAAAUUGGCGUUUGAGUACAAUGCUCCCAGAGCAGUACAACAGCUUCGAGCCUGUGGAGUCUUGGAAACCAUCAGAAUCAGUGCUGCCGGUUUCCCUUCCAGAUGGCCCUACCUGGAUUUUUUCAAUCGCUACAGAGUGCUGUGUAGAUCUCAAGAUAUCAAGAGGGACAAUAUGAGGUCCACGUGUGAGUGCAUUCUUGUCAAUUUUAUCAAGGAUAAUGAUAGGUUCAAAUUCGGUAAGACAAAGAUUUUCUUCAGGGCAGGCCAAGUGGCUUAUUUGGAGAGGCUGCGGUCUGAGAGGCUGAGGCAUUGCUGUAUAAUAAUGCAGAAAACUAUUAGAGGUUUCCUGCAGCGCAAACGUUACUUGCGUGUCAUUCAUGCAACCCGCACUCUGCAGAGGCUAGCUCGUGGUUUCGUUGCACGCAGACGAGUGAAUCAUAUACGAAGGAACCUGGCUGCAAUCAGAAUCCAGAAGUGUGUGAGAGGCUGGGUGAGGAGGGUGAAGUACGUGAGGUUGAAACAGGUGAUCCUGGGACUGCAGGCCAGAGGACGAGGCCUGCUCAUGAGGCGCAAGUUUAUGGAAAUGAAGUACAAUAAAGCAGCUUUAAUAAUUCAGAAGAACGUUCGAGCUUGGAUAUGCAGAAAGAAUUACCAACAGAAAAUGAAGAAGGUGAUAGUAGCACAGAAUGCAGUGCGCAGAUUCUUGGCAAGGCGAAAGCUCAAGGAGUUGAAGAAGGAAGCUCGUACAGUUCAGCAUCAUAUAGCCCUUAAUAAGGGGCUUGAGAAUAAGAUCAUCCAACUGCAACAGCAGAUCGGAGAAUUGACAAAAGAAAAUAAUUCUUUAAAGACAGUGAACAAUGAACUGAGUGAGACGCGUGCCAAGUUGGAGGUAUUGCGAGGUGCUGACGUACAAUUGAAGAAACGGUUGGUAGAACUGAGCGAACAAGAGAAGAAACUAAAGGAAGUUGCUUCAGAACUGGAGAAGGAACGGAGUGAAAAAAUUGAUUUAGUUACAGAAAAAGAAACCUUACUCAAUGAGUAUAAUACUAAGAAAAAACAGUGGACGAGUGAGAACCUAGAACUGAAGGAACAAAUCAACCAUCUCAAUGAGCAAAUUCAAAACAACAGAAUAAAUGUUGAACAAUCACUGCGAGCACGGCUAGAUUCGGAGAAGCAACAAUUGCUGCAGGAGCACGAACAGGACUUGGACAACUACCAGAAGGUGUUAUGUGAGAAGACUGACCUGGAAGCGCGUUGUGACACGUUGGAACGUGAACUGACACGUAUGAAGGGUGGCAAAGUUGGUAACUGCUCUUUUUCGGACUCCUCCUCCUUCCUCUCGCAGGAUGACAGCAUGGCCACUCUCAUCAAUGAAAUGCCGGAAGAAGACUUUGGUUAUGGAUCUGUACGCUCAGCCAGCAGCCGUAACACUGACCGCAGCAGUGACUGGAGUGCACAGACGACACCAGAGUCGACAAUGAACCGCAGCAAGGCAGUUGCAAUGUCACAGGAGUCGGUCCCUACAGACGCUCUGUCAGUUGAUGUGGGACUGGUACUGAAACUGCAGCAGAAGCUCAAGUUCGUGGAAAAGGAGCGACACAGACUCCACCGCAGACUCGAGGAGCACGAUGACUUGCCCGGGGAACACAAGGCCCAAGACAAUUUCAAGCUGCAAGAGUUGGAGAUGGAGAACAGCAAGUUGCGAGCGGACUUGAUGACUCUGAGGAACACCGUGGCAGAGUCCAUUCCAGGAAAACCUUCAGAGGAGCUCAUGAAUCAAUUCAAAGCGCAAGAAUUAGAACUGGUGCGCCUCCGAGACGAGUGUGUACAGCUGCGCAGCGUACUGGCCAAUCAGACCCAGGGCCUGAAGAGCAUAGCCACCACCAACUACACGGCGCAGGACAUAGACAUGUCUCUCAUUAAUGAGGAUGGAGAGCUUGUUCUAGCGUUUGAAGCACAAAAGAAAAUAAACAGACAACUAGAAGAUGAGCUGCAGUUUGUGAAGAUGCGUUCUGUUGUCGAGAGGGAGGAGCUGGUGACCGAACUGAACAGGCUGAGAGACGAGAACGAGAAACAACAGAGCUUGCUCUCGGCAAACCUAACCAAGAGCCCACAGAGUCAGAAUGAAAUCUUUCUGAAGCAUGAAAUAGGGAGACUGUCCUAUGAAAAUUAUGAGUUACAAGAGAAACAUGACCGGAUCGCAGAGCAGCACAGGAAGCUGAAGAAGCUGUACCGGGAUCUGAACAGGAGGAUGAAGGAUGCCGGUGUAAGUGAUUUAGUCGGAACACAAGUUUCAACUGUAGUAGAGCAAGUACCAUCCAAUCAGCCAAUUGUGCGCAAGAAGGAACGCAAGUUCAAUGGAAUGUUCGAGUUCAAAAAGGGUGAUGAGAACAUCAUCGUCAGGCAUCUAAUUUAUGAUUUGAAGCCCCAAGUGGCUAUAAAACUGUUGCCAGGUCUCCCUGCCUACAUUAUCUUCAUGUGUGUUCGUCACACUGAUUUCAUUAACGACGAAGAGAAGGUGCGUAAUCUACUGACAGAAUUUAUAAAUUCUAUAAAGAAGUUGGUGAGGAAGCGUUCAGAUGACAUAGAAGUUACUGUGCUGUGGCUGUCAAACACACUGAGGUUGCUGCACAACCUUAAGCAAUACAGUGGAGAGAAAACGUUCAAGGAGGAGAACACUGCAACUCAGAACGAGCAGAGUUUACACAACUUUGACCUUUCCGAGUACAGGCAGGUCCUCAGCGACAUGGCCAUCUGGAUAUACACGGCUGUGAUUCGUCACAUGGAAGAGAAGCUGCAGCAGAAAGCAGUGCCUGCGAUCUUGGAACAUGAGGCGAUCUCUGGUCUUUCCACAGGCAAGCGGGGCCGUGCAGCAUCCGUUAUUGACACAGUUCCCAUGCCAACACAGAAGACUUUGGAGAGUCUCCUACAAGAGCUUACAGGCUUCCAUCGAACUCUCACUCUACACGGAGUCGAUCAUGAGAUCAUCGUCUCAGUGUUCCGUCAGCUGUUCUACUACAUGUGUGCUAGUUCCCUGAACAACCUACUGCUGCGAAAAGAUCUCUGCCACUGGAGCAAGGGGAUGAACAUCCGCUACAACUUGUCUCACCUGGAACAAUGGGCUCGUGAUAAGAUCAAUGACGUUACAAUCACAAAUGAGCUGGCACCCAUUAUCCAAGCCUCACAGCUUCUACAGGCCCGCAAGAGUGAUGAGGAUGUGGCAACAGUAUGCGAGAUGUGUAACAAGAUGUCCGUACCUCAGAUUGUGAAGCUCCUCAACCUCUACACACCAGCUGAUGACUUUGAAGAAAGAGUUCCACUGUCUUUUAUUCGCAAAGUUCAGCAGCGGCUCAAGGAACAAGCUGGAAACCAGGAUCAGUCAACGUUGCUUAUGGACACAAAAUACAAUUUUCCUGUGCGGUUUCCCUUCAAACCUUCUUCGAUUCAAUUGGAAGAAAUUGAAAUUCCAGAAGUACUUAACUUACCCAUGCUAAAAAAAGUGUAAGCCAGGCUUAGCACAAUUUUAGAUAUUUAGUUUUAAUUUGUUUUUGUAGAAUUGUAUUAAAUUCACAAUUUGUAUUAUAAACUGUAUUAUAGGUGUAAGACUCCAAGUUCCGUCUUCUUAACCCCUCACCCCUACCCUCAUCCUUCAUUCCAAAACUAACGAAAUACUUGCACUUUUAGAGAUGUUCUGAAUAUGCAUUCUGUUUAAAUACACUCAAGUAAUUCAAUUACUAACUCAUAAUUUUAGUGGUAGAGCAUACAGUUAUGCAUUUAUUUUGUUCUAUGCAUUUAACUGGGCUAGAAUGUUUCACACACACGUGUUAUCUCUGAUGUUAGACUGGAAAAGCUUCAACAACAUUCUUCUUCAAAAACUGCAAACUGAGAUUUAAAAACACAUAUCCUUGCCAUUCUUCUGUAGAUACACAUAUCUCACUUAAACGUUUAUCGCAAAAAACUUGUUGAAAGUUCGUAAUGUUGGUUUUUGUUGAUAAGGAAUCUUUGUUUUUUCUGGUUGCUAUUCUGUUAUGGUCUAUUUAAAAGUUAUUUUACUACCUGAUAUUUAGGUCUUGACAUGGGUGAGUGCUAAAUAAUUGUGUGAAAAGAUAUGACGGUUAUAUGCUCUGGGAGCUGGAUUUAUUGUGUGUGAAUAAUGAAUUAUGCAAUAAUUUCAAACACCUAAGUGUGAAUUUAGCAUUUUAUUAGUUUUUGGUUAUAUAUUUGUAAGAACUCUCUAGAGAGUCAGGAUUGUAAGAAUGAGUUAUAUUUAAAAUUAUAAUUAUGUCUACAGUAAGGAUUAACAUUUUUUAUUGUUUUAAAUUCAUGUUACAACAUACAAUAAUUUAUUAACCAUUACCAUUUUAAAUCGCUUUGAGUCUACUUUUAAAUAUGUCUCUGGUUUGAUUACAUGUAAAUAAGCUAACUUUUGCAGUAUGUCGGAUAAAAUGCAGACUGUGCUAUAAUGUUUUGAUGGUCCAUUAAUGUAAAGUACAAUUCUAACGGAUGUCUUACAUUGAUCUUAUCACGAGCCCAUUGUUCCAAGUUAAGAGGUUGUAGCAGAUGGUCAUUCCCUUACACAACUCACCUAAACAUUUCUCACAAAAUACUGAGCUUUGUCAUCAUGCUCUUGUUGAAAUAAUUUUGAAGUAAGAAUAUUUUUCUGUUCUAAUAUUCCUAUAGUAUACAUGACAUUUUUGCUUUUUGCACCAUGACUAUCUGCAUACAAACCUUUAGACAUAUAAAAGUAUUCGACUUGGUGAAUAUUUUGUUUUUAUUAAUACCAGUGGCCAUGAUAUUUUAGUGCCUUUUUGCACCUAAAUAAAUUAACUGGUUAGAAAAUGUAUUGUUGAAUGCUUUAAAUUAUAUAAGAAUGUUACUACCACUUGUAUGUAGCUCCUCUGUAUAUGAUACAUUUUAUUUUUUUAAUAUGUUUUUAAAAAUGUUUCUUCUUUGACUGACAACACGAGGCCAUAAAUUUAGUUUAAACAUAUAGCUUAGUUGAUUUGGUAUUGUUUAAUUUAAUUAUUUCACUAUACAGACUAAUAUUUUAGAAGGUUUUAAAUUUUUUUAUACAUCUACCUAUGAUUUUAUCUAGAAAUUUUGUUGUCCAAUAAAUAGAUUGUGUUUUUAAUUAACAACUAUAACCAUUCAAAUAAAUUCGGAACUGUUUUUGGUGUAGCCGCAAUAAGACAGAAACUCUUUGAUGUGUAUCGGAUUCUGCCAGUACAGUGAAAACCUUUGAAAUACUAGAGAUAACAAAGUAUUACUUAUUGCCAACAGCGUAACAAACAUUUAUCAGGUUUACAAUGAAGUACAUGGAUAUUCGGAGUACAGGAAAAAUGUUGAUCACCAAUAUAUUACGUAUUUAAAACUAAUUUAAUAACAGUAUCUGGUCCAACUGUAGUGUUAAAUAAAUUUAAAUCAGUUAAAACAAUAACAUUUAUCAAUUAAAAUGUAUAAAGAAACAGUACUUAGCUCACAUGGAUGUGCUAGUUCAAAUUGUACAUUAAAAAAUUGUAAUCCAAAUUAUUGUUCAAGAAAUGGUAAUUGAUUUGUAUAUAUUUUAUCAGACCAAUAGUACGUUGAUAGUUACCAAAUUUUGUACUGAAUCGUUACGAUUCUUUAUCAUUGUUGGCAACCACUAUCCAUUGGGAAGGUUAUUCUCUAUAGAAUGAAGUUAUGAGUAAAAGUAUCUAACAGUAUUUUAUUUCUAGUACAAUAUGUCUGGUGAGAGUAACAUGAAUAGUGAGAAUAAUGUAAUGUGCAAUAUGUAUUAUAUAACUUUACAUUCCUUGUAAUGUUCCAUUACAUAAUAAGUGUCCAUAAAGUGAUAGAUGGUUAUAAGUGUGUUAUAUUUUUAUUAAUAGGAUAUUUAUUGUUAGUUAGAAAUGAUUACGCAGUUAAAUAAAAGUUGUAUUUUAAUUUAAUUUAAAAGUAGUAUUAUGAACAUACUGAAUGUGUAUACUAACAUGUUUUGAUGAUUACAAGUUGUGUGCUUUCCCAUUAUUCUAAAAUUAAUUAUAGUACUUAAGUUUGAGAAAAAUCUUUUAAAAUUCAACGUAUUCUAAUAAAAUACGCAUUCCCUUGUUAUUUAUUUUCUUAUAUUGUUACAUUCGUUCAACUUAUUAAGUAUUACUAUAAGUUUUGUUAACACAACAAAUAAAUUCCAUUGUCACUAUUUAUUAGUGCUUGAA
This is a messenger RNA of Homalodisca vitripennis (glassy-winged sharpshooter), 8495 nucleotides long. RefSeq names its product unconventional myosin-Va (gene didum). The transcript is spliced from 35 exons. Gene Ontology annotation, cellular component: myosin complex; actin cytoskeleton; cytoplasm. The record is from RefSeq and is a predicted model, not a curated record. NCBI's taxonomy places the organism in Eukaryota, Metazoa, Arthropoda, Insecta, Hemiptera, Cicadellidae. Bases 323 to 5806 code for a protein of 1827 amino acids. Gene Ontology annotation, biological process: vesicle transport along actin filament; actin filament organization. Gene Ontology annotation, molecular function: ATP binding; actin filament binding; microfilament motor activity.